AUGGCAGAGCCAGAAGAUAGAAGGAGCUGGGUUCGUGACACUGUGGAGCCACCAUUCCAGCCCCAGACUACCUAUGUGCCACCCUCUCAACAGCUGAUUGACGUGAUCACCAAUUUGGAAGCUCCUCCCACUUCCCAGAGCAAAGUCCUCAAGAUCAUUCCUCCAGGCUUCACUGUGUGCCUGGGGCUGUGCUUGAAGCCAGGACAAGAAAAGAGCAAGGCCCUGGAGGAAUCGUGGCCUGAUGUCGGUCUGAGAGUCCAAACAUGCUACAGCUCUGCUAUAUUUCAAUCCAACAAGCAUUUCUGUAUUUUAUCAUUCUCCAGUAGAGCUUGGACCUGCUCCUUUCACUUUGAACGCCGAGGCCUCAGUCUCCAAGUUCCUUUGACUGGGAGGCAAAUUAUGAAACGGGAUGUGCCCUCAGAGACGCAGGGUGAAGAGAGGGAGAGAAAGUCCUGGUAUUCGGUGGAUACAAACUUUUCAACCUCCCAAAAGGUACAGGUGAUGGUGGAGUUGGGGACAGAGAGAAUGAGCAAGGCCUGGACCCUGACCCCACCCAUGUGUGCUCACAUCAUGGAAGAACUGAGUAGAACACUCUCACUCUUCAGGUGAAUCACAGAGCAGAGAAGUGGAGGGCAAGAGUCCUGGAGCUAGACUGCAUGAGUAAUCCUGGCUGUCCCAUUUUUCGGCCAAGCAGUAAUGUAAAUCUCUCCUGUUUCUGUGACUCAGUCUUCUCAUCUGUAAAAUGGGAACGAUAAUGGAAAUGAUAAUGCAGUUCUAAGGACUGAGGGAAUGAAAAUGUUUCUGGCACAUAGAAACUCCAGUACAUGUUUGUCAUUAUCAAUAUCUGAAAGAAAGAACCCAGAAAGCACUGCGCCACACAUGCUUCUCCAAUCCCACCUACCAGAGAGGUUACUCCUCUCCCCAGGAGAAGUGCAAAUGAGAGGCUGAAAGAAAAGUAUUGCUUCUGUGCUUCCCCUUCCUGGAGAGUGGGUGUCAAGCCCUCUCUCUACGCAGAGGAAAGGAAUGGUUCACCUCCCACAUGUUCCAUCACUCGACACAGUCUGCCUCAAAUGUGUCCCAUCCCUACAGGUCCCUGUCUCCACAUGGAGAGAAGGGGCUUUGUCAUAUUCAUCAGUAUAUCCUUCCAUUAACAUACGGCCAUGCUCUGUGCUGUGCAUCCAGCUGGCACUCAAGCAAUGCUUGAUGGGUUUUAAGAUCGGCAUCUUUUUCUGAGACAUUUGGUUCCUAACAGACUAAAUAGCAGGAGGCUAUUGCCUGGCAGUAAUGUACAUUCAGGCCUUGAACUUAAGUGUGGGGUCCCCUUUGUCUGCCCCUUUCUUCGGAACCUCUAGCUUUCUGGAUCCAGAUGUUCAGGAUCAUUGGAAACUGCAGGAAACUGGACACUAACAAAAACUUUCUUAGCACAGGGCAAACGCUUUAUACAUUUACCUUCCUCACGUGUGCCUUUUUCCUGAUCUGGGCUUCUCUGUCCAAAGCAGAAACAAAGAAUUGAGAGUUUAUUACAAGAUGAACAUAUUGAUUUAGUGUUCCCUCAUUUGUAUGCUCAUAAGUUAGGUUUAACUAAAUGUACAACAUAGAGGAAGGAUUAAGUAAAAUAGGGGAUAGCAACUAGGCAGGAUAUCAUGAAGCCAGUAAAUAAAAAGAUCAAAUAGCAGCACAGAAAACAUUCACAAAAUAAUAUACGUUGAAAGUAAAGCACAGCACUGAACUAUAGUAAUACUAUUAUUUUAAUAUGGGAAAUAUGUUUCCUUCAUUGUACUUGUUACUCUCUGAAAAUAUUUUUAUU
Messenger RNA from Galeopterus variegatus (Sunda flying lemur), 1807 nucleotides. RefSeq lists its product as uncharacterized. The transcript has 5 exons. NCBI's taxonomy places the organism in Eukaryota, Metazoa, Chordata, Mammalia, Dermoptera, Cynocephalidae. The coding region runs from base 1 to 609 and encodes 202 amino acids. The record is from RefSeq and is a predicted model, not a curated record.